CGUCGUCAUCACCAACUUCUUCAUCAUCAUCAAUGUAAAUUCCCCAAAACAAACCUUUUUUUUUCCCUUUUCCUUUCUAUCUAACCUAGUCACACUGAUUCGUCCCUCUUUCCCUCUGCCCACUAUUUCUUAUUUUCAUUUACCCCGACGCUUGAUUCGAAUUCGUCUGCGAAUCGUCUCUCUCGUUUCUCUUUUUUUUUUGUUCUCUUCACCAUUUUCUUCGCAAUCUCGAAUUUAGAGACCCUUAAGACCCAUCCUUCUACCUAACGGCACCGACUGUCUGUUCUCCCUGGCCCAUCCUUCAAAGUUUUAAACCCCUUUUCCCCUAACUUUUUUUCUGUUUUUUUUUUUCCCGGGAAAAUUUUAUCUCUUUUUUUUUUCUCUGUCAUGAUCAUUUACUUGUUAGUAUGAUCCUUUAUUAGGUUUCGUUGGGGCCGAUCUCGCUUUUUCCUUUUUCUCUCCCUCUUCUCCUCGAAGACCCGAGUGAACCCUAGAAUCUCCACUUUCAAUUCGAUUGGUUCUGUAUCUUCAUCUUUACUCUCCAUGUCUAGGGUUUACUGGGUCAAGUUUUAGUAUCACUUAGAAUUGGUCUUUCUCUAUGACUCUAUACUUCCUCUUUCUUUCAAUUUCUUCCUCGUGAAAAAAAAGUUCCCCGUCUCUGGCUCUAAUCAUGGCGUAUCAUUCGAUUCCGGGCUCUGGGUUUCAUUACUCCAAUUCUCCUUUUGGUGAUACGACCUUUACCAAGGUCUUUGUGGGUGGCCUUGCUUGGGAGACUCAAAGCGAGGCUCUUCAUCGGCAUUUCGAACCGUAUGGUGAAAUCCUUGAGGCGGUCGUUAUUACCGAUAAGAACACUGGUCGAUCCAAAGGUUACGGCUUUGAUUCAGGUGACUUUCCGAGAUCCAGAGGCUGCUAGGAGAGCCUGUGUCGACCCAACGCCUAUAAUAGAUGGCAGACGUGCGAAUUGUAAUCUCGCUUCUCUUGGGAGACCUCGGCUUCCAAUGCAAUAUGCAGUGAUACCCAAUAUUCCUGGACGGAUAAGACCUGCUUCGCCAUAUGUUGGAAGUGUGCAGGGUCCUCGCGGUCCACUAUUUGGAAGCCAUCCGUAUCAGCAACCACCUGCUUAUGGCUACCAGCAAGGAGUGAUGUACCCUUACGGGGUUACACCUUAUGGACCUGAAUAUAUGUACUCACAGUCUCAGGGAUUAUAUGGUCCUUACAUGGGUCAACAAUACCUUCAGGUAUAUGGAGUACCUGGGGCACUUAACUCACCCGGCUAUCAAUUCGGGCAAUUGAGUCAGACUAUUCCCGGUGGUCACGGUUAUACACCGGUUCAGGGUUAUUCGGUUCCAGGAAGUCAUGUUCUGCAGCUUGGUGGGCACAGUGCCACUUCACCUAUGCCUGCUAUUCAAUCUCCAUACCCUUCGGCUUCAGCUCCAAUGCAGCCACGUAUCAUUGUGCAGACUCCUCAGUAUAUGCAGAGUAGCGGUUCUGAUCAAACAACAGGGUGAAAAUUUUAUCAAUGUAAUAAUCCUUGAGGACUGCAGAAAAGGGAAAGACGUUAAAGGACAGCGGAAAUGCUACUCUGAGUAGUGGCAAGCUUCCUGUUUAAGCUUUGCGCAUUAUUUUUUUUUGCAUUCUAGAGGUCAUAAGUAGUCUUGCUCACUGAAGAAGUAAAAAAGGGUUGUUCUUGGGAAAGCGGAUUUUAAGGCAAAGGGCAAUGGAAGUUACAGGGUUUGUGCUUCUGUUAUCUUAGCGCCUCUCAUCAUGUGUAUAGCCACUACAAGCUCGCUGGCUGAAACUAUAUAUUCUUAAUGGUUUUACCCGGAAACAGGGGUUUUUGCGGUAAAUCGUUAGGAAUAAGUUUGGUGUACAAAGAAAGUGCAUGUAUAUAAAACAACACAUACAGAUGCAUAUAGAAUGGUGGAAUCAAAAUAUGAUUCUUUUGGUAGUUUUAGUAGUCUUCUUACUAAACACUUUCUUAAGGCAUAGGAG
Molecule: messenger RNA, 1992 nt
Organism: Eutrema salsugineum
Lineage: Eukaryota; Viridiplantae; Streptophyta; Magnoliopsida; Brassicales; Brassicaceae
Product: RNA-binding protein 24
Exons: 7
Coding region: 810-1508 (232 amino acids)
Molecular function (GO): RNA binding
Source: RefSeq, a predicted model, not a curated record